Nyctereutes procyonoides (raccoon dog) is the source of this 1543-nucleotide messenger RNA. RefSeq names its product CD53 molecule (gene CD53). Bases 101 to 748 code for a protein of 215 amino acids. Lineage: Eukaryota; Metazoa; Chordata; Mammalia; Carnivora; Canidae. The transcript is spliced from 8 exons. Gene Ontology annotation, cellular component: membrane. The record is from RefSeq and is a predicted model, not a curated record.
UCCGUGUUACCAGCCUUAUUGUGACCUCCUCAAGAAUAAUCACCAAGCCUGCCUAAGGAACUGAAGAAAAGUGCCUGCAAAAGAGCAAGGAUUUCCCGGCAUGGGCAUGAGUGGCUUGAAGUUGCUGAAGUACGUUCUGUUUUUCUUCAACUUGCUUUUUUGGUUCUGUGGCUGCUGCAUUUUGGGCUUUGGGAUCUAUUUCCUGAUUCACAACAACUUCAGGCUGCUCCUCUCCCUCACACUGGGCAAUGUGCUUGUCAUCGUGGGCUCCAUUAUCAUGGUGGUUGCAUUCCUGGGUUGUAUGGGUUCCAUCAAGGAGAAUAAGUGCCUGCUUAUGUCGUUCUUUAUCCUGCUGCUGAUUAUCCUCCUUGCUGAGGUGACCUUGGCUAUCCUGCUCUUCGUGUAUGAACAGAAGCUGAAUGAUUAUGUGUCUGAGAGCCUGACUGAGAGCAUCAAGCAAUACCACUUGGACAACAGCACCAGAGCAACGUGGGAUUCCAUCCAGUCAGUUCUGCAAUGUUGCGGUGUAAAUGGCACAAGUGAUUGGAAUGGUCACCCACCAAAAUCUUGCCCCUCAGAUCCACAAGUUCAGGGUUGCUAUGCAAAAGUAAAACUGUGGUUUCACUCCAAUUUCCUUCAUAUUGGGAUCAUCACUAUCUGUGUAUGUGUGAUCCAGGUGUUGGGGAUGUCCUUUGCGCUGACCUUGAACUGCCAGAUAGAUAAAACCAGCCAGACCUUAGGGCUGUGACAUCCUACUGCCUUGUGCUGGAGAGGCUUAUUUCAUCUCGGGAAAUGCAAAAUCACUUAUAGCACAAAGCCCUAAAUGAUCACCUCCUGGCCUAGUGUCUUUGUCCCCCUCUCAUCUUUUCCCUGUUUUGGUCCCUGUCUCAUAGAACCAGAGAAGAGGGUGUUGGCCAGGCAUUUCUCAUCUCAGGCACCAGAACAACCAUCUACCCACUCCUGGGGGCAACUGUGUCCCUCAAGGUGGUGACACUAAUACCUGAGCAGUUUUGGACAUGAGAGGCCAAGAGAACUUGUGGCACUAAUAAGUCAAGAUCAAAGGAUGGGUCUGGGACUUUAAUUUUUGCAUCUUCUUGUUGUCAAAUAGGACUCUAGUUUAAAUCAUGCCCAGUACACUCUCCACCACCAAGCAAAAGGCAAGCUGAAGGGAGCUCUGGAGCCAGACUCAUUAGAUCACAGUUCCAACCCUCUGCUUCCUUUUGGCUGGGCCUAGGCCUUGGGUACAGGAAUGACAGAGUACUCUUUCUCCAAAUGGUAAGGUUUCUUGCAACUUCCUUAUUAAAGGGCCUUAUUGAUUCAUUCUGUCUUUCCAGAAGAAACUGUCCAGUGAUUCAUAUCCUGCCUUCAGCCAAUUUCUUAGCCUUUGAGUUUUACAGCUAUGGAAGAACUCAGCAAAACCAGUAUUUCUGGUGGUUUAGCUGAUAAUCACAUUUAGAAGAAUUCUGGUAUUAUUUCUCUAUCAAAUAAGGUUUGUUAAUGUACUAUUUUAAUUCUUCAAUAAAUAAAAUAGUUUAUGAUCUUA